This is a messenger RNA of Bolinopsis microptera, 586 nucleotides long. RefSeq lists its product as uncharacterized. The record is from RefSeq and is a predicted model, not a curated record. Bases 76 to 435 code for a protein of 119 amino acids. Lineage: Eukaryota; Metazoa; Ctenophora; Tentaculata; Lobata; Bolinopsidae. The transcript is spliced from 5 exons.
AAGAACACACUGCUGGUGGUUUUUGUGUUAAUACUUAGUACGGCGUAUGGUUAUAAUUCUGUUGAGAACAGAGAGAUGGACUGUCUGGAAUCUUCUCACUGGCAUUACUUCCACAUUGACUGGAAUGGAGGACUAGUCCGCAAGGCACAGCAGGUAUUACAGGGAGAGGACAGGAGACGAAGAGAUACUACAGAAACUGAAGAGGGUGAUGUAGAAACUGAAGAGGGUGAUGUAGAAUUUGAAACUGAGUUCAAGGAGGGGUUGUCAUCCCUGGGUCAUGGUUCUGAUUCUACUAUGACGGUUAAAGGUUCGUGUUUGAAGUACUUCAGGUCGAAGAUGUACGAAAUCAGGAGAUUUUCUAGUGGAGAGGUUGGUUGUACGGUGCAGCAGACUGGAAAGAGAGUGAAGAUUAUCUGCCACUACAAAAAAUAUUAGUUGAGGGACUGAGCAUGAUCGAGAGCACUCAUUUUUCAAAUUUGAAAACAUUGCAUACCAUGUUUCUUGCAAAAACGGUUGUUUUAUUUGUUUAACCAUGUUUAAAGGCGAGAUAACUAAAAUCUGAUGGAUGUUUUAUCUUUAAAGCUUU